AUGGGAUUGCCCUCGUCUUAUUAUAUAGAGUAUCCCUCAGAUACAGUAAUACCCACAAAUGACUUCACGUGCGACGACUAUAAUGACAGUUUGGACCACCUGCUGCUUCCCGGGUUUUACGAUCCAGCAACAGACCUUCAAAUAACGUACCCACGCUCAAGAAGUGUGAGACUGUUUCAAUCUUCAAAGCGUAAAAGGUCCGUGACGAACAAGUAUAAGUUCACAACGUACGGUUGCAGUAAUUGUAGGACACAUCUCUCCACGUCGUGGGAAAUCAUGUCAAAGGACUACAGGGGGAAGACCGGAGACGCGUACUUGAUGGACAAUGUGAUAAACGUUGUGGAGGCAAACGUGGAAACAAGGUCGAUGAUCACCGGAGCAUACCUGGUGUGCGAUAUAUGCUGUCACUGGUGUAAGAACGUGGUCGGUUGGAAGUACCUGCAGAGCACGAACAUUGACCAACGGUAUAAGGAGGGCAAAUACAUACUGGAACUGAAGACAAUAUGUGUCUGUGACUGA
This is a messenger RNA of Huiozyma naganishii CBS 8797, 519 nucleotides long. RefSeq lists its product as uncharacterized. Gene Ontology annotation, cellular component: ubiquitin ligase complex. NCBI's taxonomy places the organism in Eukaryota, Fungi, Ascomycota, Saccharomycetes, Saccharomycetales, Saccharomycetaceae. The transcript has a single exon. The record is from RefSeq and is a predicted model, not a curated record. The coding region runs from base 1 to 519 and encodes 172 amino acids.